Encephalitozoon romaleae SJ-2008 is the source of this 1560-nucleotide messenger RNA. Its product is annotated as T complex protein 1 subunit gamma. Lineage: Eukaryota; Fungi; Microsporidia; Unikaryonidae. Gene Ontology annotation, molecular function: ATP hydrolysis activity; ATP-dependent protein folding chaperone; ATP binding. The coding region runs from base 1 to 1560 and encodes 519 amino acids. Gene Ontology annotation, cellular component: chaperonin-containing T-complex. The record is from RefSeq and is a predicted model, not a curated record. Gene Ontology annotation, biological process: protein folding. The transcript has a single exon.
AUGCAGAAGCCAAUUCCGAGAAAGAUGUACAUCCUUGUACCUGACAAGCCUGCACAGAUUCAGAAUGAAAGUGCAAUGGCUGCAAAGACCAUAUCUUCUGUGAUAAGAACCUGUCUUGGGCCCCGGGCAAUGCAAAAAAUGGUGUUAACAAAGAUAAAUUCGAUAGAACUUACUAAUGAUGGAAAUGCUAUUCUUAGGGAGCUUGAUGUUGCACAUCCAUCAGCAAGAUCUCUUAUAGAACUUGCAAAGACUCAGGAUGAUGAAGUGGGAGACGGAACAACAUCUGUCAUACUUCUUGCAGCCGAGAUUCUGAAUGAGAUGACCUAUAUAUUAGAUAAGGAUAUCCACCCAAUAAGAAUAUGCAAUGCAUUGAGUAAAGCCCUAGAGACCUGUAUCAAAGCAAUUGAUGGAACAUCCGUGUCUCUAGACUGCAGUGAAGAAGCAAGGAUCGAAAUUAUCAAUGGGAGCGUAGUGUCGAAGGUUUGCAGCAUUCUCAAGGUUCCUAUUGGAAGACUUGCUCUGGAAGCUGUGAAAAAGAUUUAUGUAAAGGAGGAGAAUAGGUGUGACCUCAAAAGCAACAUGAAGGUAGAGAAAAUCCUUGGAGGAAACUUCAUGGAGUCUGAGGUAAUGGAUGGAAUACUUAUCAAUAAGGACAUCAUACAUCCUCAAAUGAGAAGAGUCAUUGAGAACCCAAGAAUUAUUAUAAUUGAAUCUCCUCUUGAAUACAAAAAGGGAGAAAGUCAGACAAGUUAUGAAUUUUCCAAAAACAAUGAUUUUACUAGAGCGCUUGAGAUUGAAGAAGAGCAAGUUCGCGAGAUGUGUGAAAAAAUAGUUGCAGUAAAGCCAGAUAUUGUAAUAUGCGAGAAAGGUAUCAGCGAUCUUGCUCUGUCUAUUCUUUUCGAAAACAACAUCACAGGACUCAGAAGAUUAAAGAAGACUGACAUUUCUAGGCUAAGUAAGGCAUGUGGAGCACGAUCGGUAAGCAGGCCCGAAGAUCUUGAAGAAAAGCAUGUCGGGACUUCUUGUGGGCUGUUUGAGUAUGUUAAGUAUGGUGAAGAAUAUUACUGCAAGUUCAGCAAAUGCAUAAAUCCAAAAGCUUGUAGCGUUGUGAUACGUGGCCCAACAAAAGAUAUUCUUAACGAGCUUGAGAGGAAUUUCAUGGAUGCAGUCAAGGUUGCAAAGAGUAUAUUCAUUAGUCCUAAGCUUUGCCCGGGAGGUGGUGCUGUGGAGAUGGCAAUGGCACGCGAACUGAUACGGAAUGCCGGAGAUGAUGAGAUAGAAGCAGAGGUUUUUUCAAGAGUAGCUUCUGCAUUAGCAAUCAUCCCUUCUAUACUCCUUGAAAAUUCUGGGGUCUUCAAUCCUCUGGAAGCUAUCACCUUGCUAGAGAAAAAGCAUGAAGAAGAUUCUUUUUACGGAGUUAAUGGAAUAACUGGAGAGAUUGUCGAUACAAGAAAUCUUGUGCUCGAACCAUAUGCAGUAAAGAGCCAAUGCAUCAAAUCUGCCAUCGAGGCUGUAUCACAGCUUCUAAGAAUUGAUGGGAUAAUCGAAAGUAAGCGCUGA